This is a messenger RNA of Triplophysa dalaica, 566 nucleotides long. Its product is annotated as C-C motif chemokine 13-like. NCBI's taxonomy places the organism in Eukaryota, Metazoa, Chordata, Actinopteri, Cypriniformes, Nemacheilidae. Gene Ontology annotation, biological process: G protein-coupled receptor signaling pathway; lymphocyte chemotaxis; neutrophil chemotaxis. Gene Ontology annotation, cellular component: extracellular region. Gene Ontology annotation, molecular function: chemokine activity; CCR chemokine receptor binding. Bases 101 to 364 code for a protein of 87 amino acids. The record is from RefSeq and is a predicted model, not a curated record. The transcript has 3 exons.
AAACCACAGAUCUUACUUUCUAUCACAAUAGAAAGCAUUUAAAAGGAAAAGCAAACUGUAAUUGACUCAGACGUCUGCAACUCAAACAACUUCAGAAACAAUGAGGACUACUGUGUGUCUGAUUCUUGGGCUGGUGCUGUUGGGCAUCCUGGAUUGUGAAGCUCAGCCUCAUGGGCCUCCAAUCCCUGCUACCUGCUGCUUUUCCUUCAUUGGGUUUCAAAUUCCAGCCAAUAAAAUUAAAAGUGCUGUCGAAACAAGCCCAUCUUGUGUAAACAGAGCUGUAGUGGUCACCACUGAGAAGGGCAACACGUUUUGUGUGAAAUCAAACGAGCCUUGGUUGCCAAGCAUUAAAAAAGAUUCAUAAAUGUUAAAUUCACAUUUGGAACUUCUUGAAUUUCAUUUUUUUAAUAGUCGCUUUUUACUGUACUUGCCCUUUAUUAAAAAAUAUACUUUACAAAAUGAUGAAAUAAAUGAUGGAAUAACUAAUUUUGUACUCAGAUUUUCUACAUGCUUGCUGAAAUUGUUAAUGAAUCAUAUAAAUGAAUAAUAAAAACAGAAGCUUAAAA